Molecule: messenger RNA, 3584 nt
Organism: Gorilla gorilla gorilla (western lowland gorilla)
Lineage: Eukaryota; Metazoa; Chordata; Mammalia; Primates; Hominidae
Gene: HELLS
Product: helicase, lymphoid specific
Exons: 22
Coding region: 596-3109 (837 amino acids)
Biological process (GO): lymphocyte proliferation; pericentric heterochromatin formation; DNA methylation-dependent constitutive heterochromatin formation
Cellular component (GO): pericentric heterochromatin; nucleus
Molecular function (GO): chromatin binding; ATP binding
Source: RefSeq, a predicted model, not a curated record
CAUUUUGGGGGAUUUUUCACUUAAGAUGUGAGCCGCGCGCUGCGGGUGCGGCGAGGCUGGCCCUAUAAAAAUGUUUCUGUUUCUGACAUCCUCGUGCAGAUACGCAGACGUCUCUACCUACAGGAUCAUGGGCUAGGGGGUGCUCAAUCACAGCAGCCAGCGUUGGAAGGCGCCUUGCAAAGUAUUAACAGCACUAUCAAACUUUAAUUGCGUAGUUCGGAACCAGAUAUGUGAGGAAACUGGGUCCUCCACGAUCGGCCACCUCGCCCAAUCUCACAGGAUAGUUACAGGCUGAGUUCGGCAGCGGGACCCAGUUUCCUCCUGAGUGAGGUCCAGGUAAAGGUUUACGGUUGCCACAGGUCGAUCCUGACGAAAACCGCAAGCUGCGCCAAAUCUCGCGCAGCGGGGCGGGAGGGCGGGUGGGGAAUGUAAGGUAUCGCGAGAUGACAAGAUUUUCCCGCGAAGGAGAAGCGCGCUUUUUUCCCUGGCGGGGGAUUUGGCUAGAAGGCUGGGCCGGCAGCGGCUGUGAGGAGUUAGGUCGCGGCAUUGCAGGCUCUGAGUGGAGGGGACCCGGUUCCCGGGUGAGUGUCCAGGCAUGCCAGCGGAACGGCCUGCGGGCAGCGGCGGCUCGGAGGCUCCAGCAAUGGUUGAACAACUGGACACUGCUGUGAUUACCCCGGCCAUGCUAGAAGAGGAAGAACAGCUUGAAGCUGCUGGACUAGAGAGAGAGCGGAAGAUGCUGGAAAAGGCUCGCAUGUCUUGGGAUAGAGAGUCGACAGAAAUUCGGUACCGUAGACUUCAACAUUUGCUUGAAAAAAGCAAUAUCUACUCCAAAUUUUUAUUGACGAAAAUGGAACAGCAACAAUUAGAGGAACAGAAGAAGAAAGAAAAAUUGGAGAGAAAAAAGGAGUCUUUAAAAGUUAAAAAGGGUAAAAAUUCAAUUGAUGCAAGUGAAGAGAAGCCAGUUAUGAGGAAAAAAAGAGGAAGAGAAGAUGAAUCAUACAGUAUUUCAGAGGUCAUGUCAAAAGAGGAGAUUUUGUCUGUGGCUAAAAAAAAUAAAAAGAAUGAGGAUGAAAACUCCUCCUCUACUAAUCUCUGUGUGGAAGAUCUUCAGAAAAAUAAAGAUUCGAAUAGUAUAAUUAAAGAUAGAUUGUCUGAAACGGUUAGGCAGAAUACUAAAUUCUUUUUUGACCCAGUCCGGAAGUGUAAUGGUCAGCCAGUACCUUUUCAACAACCAAAGCACUUCACUGGAGGAGUGAUGCGAUGGUACCAAGUAGAAGGCAUGGAAUGGCUUAGGAUGCUUUGGGAAAAUGGAAUUAAUGGCAUUUUAGCAGAUGAAAUGGGAUUGGGUAAGACAGUUCAGUGCAUUGCUACUAUUGCAUUGAUGAUUCAGAGAGGAGUACCAGGACCUUUUCUUGUCUGUGGCCCUUUGUCUACACUUCCUAACUGGAUGGCUGAAUUCAAAAGAUUUACACCAGAUAUCCCUACAAUGUUAUAUCAUGGAACCCAGGAGGAACGUCAAAAAUUGGUAAGAAAUAUUUACAAACGGAAAGGGACUUUGCAGAUUCAUCCUGUGGUAAUCACGUCAUUUGAAAUAGCCAUGAGAGACCGAAAUGCGUUACAGCAUUGCUAUUGGAAAUACUUAAUAGUAGAUGAAGGACACAGGAUUAAGAAUAUGAAGUGCCGUCUAAUCAGGGAGUUAAAACGAUUCAAUGCUGAUAACAAACUUCUUUUGACUGGUACUCCCUUGCAAAACAAUUUAUCAGAACUUUGGUCAUUGCUAAACUUUUUGUUGCCAGAUGUAUUUGAUGACUUGAAAAGCUUUGAGUCUUGGUUUGACAUCACUAGUCUUUCUGAAACUGCUGAAGAUAUUAUUGCUAAAGAAAGAGAACAGAAUGUAUUGCAUAUGCUGCACCAGAUUUUAACACCUUUCUUAUUGAGAAGACUGAAGUCUGAUGUUGCUCUUGAAGUUCCUCCUAAACGAGAAGUAGUCGUUUAUGCUCCACUUUCAAAGAAGCAGGAGAUCUUUUAUACAGCCAUUGUGAACCGUACAAUUGCAAACAUGUUUGGAUCCAGUGAGAAAGAAACAAUUGAGUUAAGUCCUACUGGUCGACCAAAACGACGAACUAGAAAAUCAAUAAAUUACAGCAAAAUAGAUGAUUUCCCUAAUGAAUUGGAAAAACUGAUCAGUCAAAUACAGCCAGAGGUGGACCGAGAAAGAACUGUUGUGGAAGUGAAUAUCCCUGUAGAAUCUGAAGUUAAUCUGAAGCUGCAGAAUAUAAUGAUGCUACUUCGUAAAUGUUGUAAUCAUCCAUAUUUGAUUGAGUAUCCUAUAGACCCUGUUACACAAGAGUUUAAGAUCGAUGAAGAAUUGGUAACAAAUUCUGGGAAGUUCUUGAUUUUGGAUCGAAUGCUGCCAGAACUAAAAAAAAGAGGUCACAAGGUGCUGCUUUUUUCACAAAUGACAAGCAUGUUGGACAUUUUGAUGGAUUACUGCCAUCUCAGAGAUUUCAACUUCAGCAGGCUUGAUGGGUCCAUGUCUUACUCAGAGAGAGAAAAAAACAUGCACAGCUUCAACACGGAUCCAGAGGUGUUUAUCUUCUUAGUGAGUACACGAGCUGGUGGCCUGGGCAUUAAUCUGACUGCAGCAGAUACAGUUAUCAUUUAUGAUAGUGAUUGGAACCCCCAGUCGGAUCUUCAGGCCCAGGAUAGAUGUCAUAGAAUUGGUCAGACAAAGCCAGUUGUUGUUUAUCGCCUUGUUACAGCAAAUACUAUCGAUCAGAAAAUUGUGGAAAGAGCAGCUGCUAAAAGGAAACUGGAAAAGUUGAUCAUCCAUAAAAAUCAUUUCAAAGGUGGUCAGUCUGGAUUAAAUCUGUCUAAGAAUUUCUUAGAUCCUAAGGAAUUAAUGGAAUUAUUAAAAUCUAGAGAUUAUGAAAGGGAAAUAAAAGGAUCAAGAGAGAAGGUCAUUAGUGAUAAAGAUCUAGAGUUGUUGUUAGAUCGAAGUGAUCUUAUUGAUCAAAUGAAUGCUUCAGGACCAAUUAAAGAGAAGACGGGGAUAUUCAAGAUAUUAGAAAAUUCUGAAGAUUCCAGUCCUGAAUGUUUGUUUUAAACUGGAGCUCAAGAAUAGCUUUUAAAAGUUCUUGUUUACGUCUAGUGAUUUCCCUGUAUUGGGUUUGAAAUACUGAUUGUCCACUUCACCUUUUUUAUUAUAUCAGUUGACAUGUAACUAGUACCAUGCGUACUUAAAUAGAUGGUAAUUUUCUGAACCUUACCAAGAACAAAGAAGUAUCCAUAUUAAGUUUAGAUUUUCAGUUAAUUUUUGAGACUGAGUAGAUUCUUGGAUACAGGCUGAUGUGUACUUAACCACUUCCAGAUUUAUACAGUCUUCCUGUGGAAGUUUAGUAAAUGUCUUUUUCCCUCCUUUCUUCUAGUAAUGCAGUUAUGGGCUUUAGGUACUUCGGUUAUGAAGUAGGCUUUUCAUGGGGAGAGAUUGGGAUUAUGCUCUCUGUUGUUUAAGAAAUUGUUUGAUUUUAGAGUCUAUUUCUAUGAGAUAGUUUACCAAAUAAAUGUUCCUUAUAAGAUGA